Darwinula stevensoni is the source of this 745-nucleotide messenger RNA. The record is from the annotation of a GenBank genome assembly. NCBI's taxonomy places the organism in Eukaryota, Metazoa, Arthropoda, Ostracoda, Podocopida, Darwinulidae.
AAUGGGUUUAUGCAACACUGUCGAAACUGGCUGUGCCUAUCCGGCACUAUUCCACCGGAAGAACCGUCAUUGUCAUUUGCGGAGCCAAGUUAGUGCAGUUUUCUGAAAGUUUGUGCAAAAGGGAUUCGACACGAUGGCGUCAACAUUGAUGGCUAAGCCAAAGUCUGAGAUGACCCCUGAAGAAUUGGCCCAGAGGGAGCAGGAGGAGUUCAAUACUGGACCCUUGUCAGUUCUAACGCAAGCUGUAAAAAAUAAUUCUCAGAUUCUGAUCAAUUGCCGCAACAACAAGAAACUUCUUGCCAGAGUGAAAGCUUUUGACCGUCAUUGCAACAUGGUUCUGGAGCAAGUGAAGGAGAUGUGGACAGAACUUCCUCGUGCUGGAAAGGGAAAGAAGAAGGCUAAGCCUGUCAAUAAAGAUCAAUACAUCUCUAAGAUGUUUCUCCGUGGAGAUUCUGUGAUUCUCAUCAUCAGUAAUCCACUUGGUGUAGCAGCCAAGUCAUGAGUCUGAUUUCCCAGCUCCAGGGGGAAUGGAACUUUCAGAAAGACUUGAAUUGUUCCAAUAAUUGGAAGGAAAAUUGUUUGGACUCCCAUUUUGUUUUAUCCUUCAAGUGUUUUCAUGCUUCAGUUGUGUAUCAUUAAGUGAAAAAUGUUUUUGAAUGUUGAUUGAUGUCACCAUUCACUUGCAUUGUCAUAUAAGAUAUCAGGAGCAGCAUUAAAACACUGCUUGUACUGGAUAUUGACAAAU